Molecule: messenger RNA, 1035 nt
Organism: Megalops cyprinoides (Indo-Pacific tarpon)
Lineage: Eukaryota; Metazoa; Chordata; Actinopteri; Elopiformes; Megalopidae
Exons: 1
Coding region: 1-1035 (344 amino acids)
Biological process (GO): G protein-coupled receptor signaling pathway
Cellular component (GO): membrane
Molecular function (GO): G protein-coupled receptor activity
Source: RefSeq, a predicted model, not a curated record
AUGGACUUUGCCCCCAACAUGAGUUCUCACAAUGACCUCGGUGUGGGAAACGAAGGCAACAAAUGUGGCAUUGACUUCAGCCAAGACGCCAUCUUUCUUCCUGUGCUAUAUGGCAUUUUCUUCAUUGUGGGCGUCCCUCUGAAUGUGAUAGCAUUGUAUGGGCUGUACAACUUGAUCAAGUCAGAAAAUGUCCUACCAGUGUAUGUGAUCAACUUGCUAAUCUCAGACCUACUUCAACUCCUCACCCUGCCCCUUUGGAUGGACUACUACAGCAAUGGGCACAACUGGCGCUUUGGGCCCAGAACUUGCCAGGUUAUGGCCCUCAUCUUUUACAUCUGCAUCUACGCAAGCAUAUUUUUCAUGUGCAUCAUCGCUUUGGAGCGCCACCUGGCCAUUGCCCAGCCACUGAAGUUCCAGGCCAUGCGGAGGCUGAAAUAUGCGCGCUGGGUGGCAUUGGGCCUGUGGGCGGUCAUUGCAGUGCCCCCCUCUGUCGCUUUUGACACCUUGUUCCCUGCUAAAGAGAACUACACCCUGUGCAUCGAGAAGUACCCCUCCGGGGGUGGUUUCAUCAUCUAUCGCUUGGUCACUCUGGUCCUUUCCUUUGUUCUCCCUUUCAGUUUUAUCAUCGCCCUCCACAGAAAGACACUCCAGUCGCUGGCAGGGGUGGGCUCCCUAGUUCAGAACGAAAAGAGGCGCAUUCGAAGCCUGCUAACGCUGCUCGUCGUCAUCUUCGUGCUGGUCAUGGGGCCCUACCACUUUAUUGGCUGUGUGAAGUAUGUGGGGCUGCUGCUCCACCCCCAAAUCUGCCAGUGGGAGAGGGACGUGUUUGUGGCCUACCAGCUCGGCCGUGGCCUGCUGAGCCUGAACAGCAUUCUGGACCCUGUGCUGUACAUGUUCUUACGCACCGACUUCAGGGGGUCAGCCUUCAGAUACAUACCCUGUCUGAAGACAGUGGAGUGGAGCCUGAGCCAGCAGAAUCCCUCUCGCGGAAUCUCAGGAGAAAGACCAACCAACUCCACACAAGACUCUGAAUAG